CAAGGCUCACACAACACAAAAUGACAACAAACUAAAAACGUUUUUCACGUUUAUUAUCUUCUGUUUAUGGCGAAUUCUGUGCAACUGGUUGAUAUCAUAUGCAAUAGAAACAUGGAUGAUGGUACAAGAAAACGUGCUGUCGAAGCAGAUCGUGAAAAAUAUGCUAAGCGGCGUCGAGAACUUGCAAAAAAGGAGAACAGCGAUGACUCGGAGCCAGAAGACUAUGUCCCUUAUGUACCUGUCAAAGAUCGCAAGAAGAGUAAGGUUCAGCAACUGAUGCAGACUCUGCCAUCCAAGGCAACUACCCGUUUACAAUUGCAGGAGGAGACAAACAGCAGCGGUAUGGAGGAGCUGGAGCAGGAGACAGCAGAGGCGGAUGUAACCACUGGUCCUUAUUCUCAUAUAAGUCUUCUGGAUCAGCACAGUGAACUCAAGAAAAAGGCUGAAGCUAGGAAAGAGACAGCCCGAGAGAAACAACUCAAAGAGGAGGAGAAAAUAUUAGAGAGUGUUGCUGAAAAAACAGCACUCAUGGGCGUGGCUGAGUUGGCUAAGGGCAUUCAAUACGAGGACCCCAUUAAGACAGGUUGGCGACCACCCAGGUACAUACUUGCCAUGCCGGAAAGCAGACACACCAAAUUGAGACAGAAAUUACAGAUUCUCGUUGAAGGCGAGGAAUUGCCACCUCCACUCAAGUCAUUCAAGGAUAUGAAGUUUCCUCGUACCAUUAUAAGUGCCAUGAAAAAGAAGAGCAUUCUCAAACCCACCCCCAUCCAAGUACAAGGGAUCCCAGCUGUACUUAAUGGUCGUGACAUCAUAGGGAUCGCAUACACAGGCUCUGGGAAGACGUUGGUGUUUGUUCUGCCAAUUGUCAUGUUUUCAUUGGAACAAGAGAAAAAGAUGCCAUUCAUUCAAAACGAGGGUCCUUAUGGGCUUAUCAUUGGACCAUCGAGGGAGUUAGCAAAGCAAACGUUUGAGAUUGUCACAUUCCUUGCUGCAGCUCUCGUUGCUGAUGGUUUCCCAGAGAUAAGGACGGCUUUGUGCAUAGGUGGCGUGCCGGUCAAGGAACAAAUGGAUGUUAUCAAGAGAGGUGUUCAUAUCAUGGUUGCAACCCCGGGGCGUCUGAUGGACAUGCUGGCUAAGAAGAUGGUGAAUCUGGACGUCUGCCGCUACCUUGUGCUGGAUGAAGCAGACAGAAUGAUUGACAUGGGCUUUGAAGAAGAUGUCAGGACAAUAUUUUCAUACUUUAAGGGUCAAAGACAGACAUUACUCUUCUCUGCAACAAUGCCUAAGAAGAUUCAGAAUUUUGCUCGUAGUGCUCUGGUCAAACCCGUCACAAUUAAUGUUGGCCGUGCUGGUGCUGCAAGUACCAAUGUCACCCAGGAGGUGGAGUAUGUCAAACAGGAAGCAAAGGUUGUCGCUAUCUUGGAGUGCUUACAGAAAACUAGCCCGCCGGUUUUGGUAUUUGCGGAGAAGAAGCAGGAUGUCGAUGCUAUCCAUGAGUAUUUGUUACUGAAAGGUGUCGAGGCUGUGGCCAUACAUGGUGGCAAAGACCAGGAAGAUCGAUCACGGUCUGUGGAUCAGUUCAGAAAGGGAGAGAAGGAUGUUCUCGUAGCUACAGAUGUGGCAUCUAAAGGUUUAGAUUUCUCCGAUGUUCAACAUGUGAUCAACUAUGAUAUGCCUGACGAUAUCGAGAACUAUGUUCACAGGAUUGGUCGUACUGGUCGAAGAGAAAACAUGGGUACAGCAACUACGUUCAUCAACAAGGGUUGUGAAGAGUCCAUUUUACUAGAUCUGAAGCAUCUGUUGAUCGAAGCUGGACAGAAGGUUCCAUUAUUCCUGGCCACACUACAGUCAGAAAAUGAGAAAUAUCUUGAUAUUGGAGGUGAAGUUGGAUGUUUGUACUGCAGUGGUCUUGGUCACCGAAUCACAGACUGUCCAAGAUUAGAGGCAAUGCAGAGCAAACAGGCACAGAACAUCGGCAGAAAGGACUAUCUUGCAAACAACAGUGCAGAUUGGUGAAGUAGGAUUGGAACAAUGUUGAAAUUGUCAUUGAAUGUGCUGGCAUUUGGACUGGUGCUGAAUUCUGCAUUUUGCUACUUUCUGACAUUCUUUGAUGUGACAUUGCCAUUCACAGGAAGGAGCGUCUUGUGAAGUCUUGUGUGAAGACACAUGCAGUGCAUUUCUGAAGACUGUACAUGUAGGCAGGAUCAAGGGCAAGAUUAGUGUUCACAAAGUGAUUGAUAUCAUUUGCCUAUACUUCUAACAUUACAUCAGCACAUUUCAUGCCUGUAUGAGAGAUCUUUUUAUCACAACGUCAAGAAGACCUGUCCCCUUUCUGCACACAAUGUUCACACUGUAACCAGCAGUGGGACCCCAAGCUCCUGCCUAGUAUAGUCCACUCUUAAAAGUGAUGACUACAUGUAUAUGGCUGACUGGUGGUUUGCUGCCUCGGUUCCAUUCCCUGCUAGGUUGGUUAAGGUGUCAGUACAUGGUGUUUGUAACGUGCAUGAUUUUCAUGCAAAUGUUGACCAAAAUUAAUUUACUGACCAGAAUGUCAGCAUUUAUAUUUUUGUGAUUAAAAUGUAAGUAAGAACUUGUGAAUAAACCCAUUGAUUGAA
Messenger RNA from Lineus longissimus, 2618 nucleotides. RefSeq names its product probable ATP-dependent RNA helicase DDX41. Gene Ontology annotation, molecular function: ATP binding; RNA binding; RNA helicase activity. Gene Ontology annotation, biological process: mRNA splicing, via spliceosome. The transcript is spliced from 14 exons. The coding region runs from base 67 to 2019 and encodes 650 amino acids. Gene Ontology annotation, cellular component: spliceosomal complex. The record is from RefSeq and is a predicted model, not a curated record. Lineage: Eukaryota; Metazoa; Nemertea; Pilidiophora; Heteronemertea; Lineidae.